Messenger RNA from Aphis gossypii (cotton aphid), 4608 nucleotides. RefSeq names its product probable G-protein coupled receptor 158 (gene smog). Bases 198 to 1532 code for a protein of 444 amino acids. Gene Ontology annotation, cellular component: membrane. Gene Ontology annotation, biological process: G protein-coupled receptor signaling pathway. The transcript has 12 exons. The record is from RefSeq and is a predicted model, not a curated record. Gene Ontology annotation, molecular function: G protein-coupled receptor activity. Lineage: Eukaryota; Metazoa; Arthropoda; Insecta; Hemiptera; Aphididae.
GCUCAGUACAUGCAUGCACGCCAACUACACAGCAGUGCCGAUCGUACGGCGUCUCGCGGUUGACCAUCCCCACAGGCGACGUCGUUACUGUCGUCGUCGUCCGCCGCCACCACUGUCGCCGCCGCCGCUGCGAAAGUUGCGGGACCCCAACUGUGGCACGCUCGUGCCUAUUAUUUCGUUUCUGUUAUUUAAAUAAAAUGAAGAUUCAAAAAUCGGAUAGCAUGAUUCGAACAAGUUUACUGACUGUUCAAAUGAUAAUCAUCGCUUUCAAUUUGGUCCUGAUUGCGGUAGUGAUCAACAAAAGAAAAUGCAAGACAAUUUCAAUGAGUAUGUGGACAUUAAUGGUAGCUAUGAUAAUCGGCUCCAUAAUAUUGGAUAUGGAAGUACUCCUUCAGUACUUUACACCAACAUUACCAUUAUGCCUUUUAGGUCCUUGGUUCCGAGAAUUGGGAUUUGUGAUAUUCUACGGUGCAAUCGAUCUGAAACUGUAUAGAAUUCUGAUGCAGUUUCGUACUAGAAAAGCACAUUGUUGGACAAUUACUGACAAAGAUCUACUGAAAUAUUUAUUGUUCGGUGUUGUUGUGGUGAUUGUUUACCUCACUGCCUGGACUGCAGUUAGUCUUAACUUCUUUAAUGAAGGAUGGAUGCUCGUGAACCAUGUGAAAGUCGAAGAUGGUUUUUUAUACACUAUGUGCAAACCUCAGUGGUGGAAUCACGUUACAGAAUUUGGUGAAUUAUUAAUUUUAACCGUGGGUUUAUACUAUGGAAAUUCGGCACGUAAUGCUCGUGUGCAGUUUGAAGAGCGGCGUUUUCUCUUUUAUGCAAUUAUAGCGGAAUUAACGUUUAGUACUCUCCAUAAUACCAUUCGUACAGUCUAUCCCAUACCAUUCCACCAGGAUGUGACAUUCAUAGCCGCCUUUACACGCAGCCUGUUGACAAAUACUCUCGCACUUGUAAUCAUAUUUGCACCGAAGAUAUGGUAUCAAAAAAAAGUGAACGCUGAACUCAAACAUUCAGCAAUAAAUCAAGAACUUUCUGAAUCAUUAAAAGCUGACAUGGUUGAUAAAGACUUCAGAGAAAUGAAUAUAUCGGAGAUGACUUCGGAUGAAAUAAGGGAAGAACUCAGCCGUGUCUAUGUACAAAUGGGAAUAUUACGAGAUAAAACUGUAUGUAAGAAAAACCCUCAUAUAUCUAAACGAAAAGGUGGAAAGAAAUUGCCACAUAGACGAUUUUCAUUACAGAAGAAAGGAAGCAGAGACAAGUCAUCCAUUAAAAUUCGAAAAAAAAAUAAAGAACUAGAUUCAUCAGAAAUAAGUGAAACCAAUGAGACAAAUGAAAUAUCCAAAUCACCAGAAGACUCUGUAGUCAGCAAUGAAGAUGCUCCUGCAGUUGGGAGUGGAAAUGGAAGUGGUAUUUGUAGUUGUCAUUCAACGACGGGAAUACAUCAGACUACUUGCAACGAAUUUAAUGACGGCAAUGAUAACAGCUAUGGCGAAGGACCAUCGUGUUCAAAAUUCAACGUGAUGACUUGAUGGCUUUGGUUUAGAGAAACCGCAAUUUCCAUAAAAUAAGUUAGUAAGAGUUGGAUAUUAUGUAACUAUGAAGACCAACGGCAGUUUUAGAGAUGUAUACCUAUUUUAAACAAAUGCAGUAGAUUAAACAAAUUCCUACUUUGAUUAUUGAUGACAUUUCGCUAAAUAGAUUAAUUUUGAUUGAGAUAAAAAACCACUAUAAAAAGAAAAAUUACUCUUUUUGGUACUAAUUGAAUCAAAUUGAUGUUAAAAAUCAUGGUACGGAAAUUGCUUAUAGAAAGUACGUCUUACUUGCAUUUGUUGAAUUUCAAAUGCGCAACAGUCUAAGAUAAACAGAUUUUAUCUUUGCUUUUAUUAUCAAACCUAAAGGUAGCAACAUGGUUUGUGGUUAAUUGUAAGUGGUUUUUUUCGAUGUUUAAAUUUUUAAUAUAGUUGUUUGAUUGUAAAAUAUUAAAAUUUAAAAAUUCUCAUAACUAGCUUCAAAAUAAAAACAUUGAAAAAUUCCCCUGUCAAACAACUGAUAAUAUUGUUACUUUUAGUUUUAUUAUUAGAUUGAUUAACUGUAAUAUUAAAAUCAAUGCAACUAAAAGCUAAACAUUGACACUUAAGUUUAAUCUUUUCAUGUUCUGUAUUUAUAAGAUGGAAAUAAUAAAUACAGGCGAGACGUCUUCUUAAGAACAAAAUAAUUUUAAAAUGGAUAUGAGUGACAUACAUUCACGUAAAAUUCAUGAUUAUUCAAGUUAGAAAUUUUUAAAAGAUAUUAAUUUAAAUUAAUAAAAAAAACCUAAAUCAUUUGUUGAGAAAUUAAUUAAUUGUUUUAAUAAAUUUGCAUCCUGAAUUUAGUGUGACAUAUUAAGCGUUACACUACUAAUGCUAAUUAAAAAAAAAAACAAUUGUUAUAUAAUUGUACCAAGUUAAUUGAUUUUAAGGAGCUAUUUAUCGCAAUAAUAAUUUUAUCAACAAUAUUGUAUCGACUAAAAAUUUACAAUUCGUAUACAAAUACCUAUUUGUCGAAUUACCAAUGUUCUACAGACAUUGAAAUAAAAGUAAAAUUACAAUUAAUUCUCAUUAUAACUUAAGUUGUUAAAUUUUAAGGUAAUUUAUUAUUUAAAUAACCAAAUACAAAGGAUGAUUAAAAAUUAUCAACUAUAAUAUAUUAUUUCAAAUUGAAAUAAUAAGUUGUUUAACAUGAUUUUUAUAAAAGAAACUAAUGACGAAUAUAAUUUAUUAUUUGUUACAAAUUUUGAAUACGUUGUUACACCCUAGAAAAGAAAUUUAUCUAGUCAUGUAGGUAUAGUUAACUAACGAAUUUUAAUAUUUUGUUGUUUACAUAAAAGUUAGUAUUAAAAUUAUCUAAAAAAUAACUACUUACCUAAAUUUUAUCUAAUAAAAUAAAUAUUGUUUAAGACAUCAAAAGUUUACUGCGAUAAAAAAAAAAAUAAAUAAAAACCGAGAACAGAAAAAUUCUGAUCCAUAACUUAUUGACUUAUCGUAUAGGUGAUUUUUUUGAUAGGUAAUAUAUCUUUAUGCUCAAUACUUGUAUUUUUAUUUUUAUAUAAUUUUUCUUGGUCAUGUUGAAAUUGAAUCACUAGUUUUGUUUUAAUUUUUUUUUUAAGAACUAGACAAUACAUAUUUUUAGCUGUAUCUGCUUCAUGAAUGUGCUAACUGAUUGUCAUUUAAACUCAAGACUGGUUGGCAUCGGUUGAAAUAGUGUUACAACCACUUUUGUUUGAAUAUACCUAAUGAUUUUAACAAUCUAUUUUAAAGUUUUAUUAUGAAAUGCUAUUUCUGUUAAGAAACUUCAACUAAUAAUUCUUUACUUACAUAAUAUUAUAAUUUUUUAUUAUAAAUUAUCCAUGUCUAAUAUGAGAUAUUAAUUAAUAUCACUAAUAGCACAUUUUAAAUUAAUCUCAAAGGUACUAUUAUAAUGAUACUGAUGUGUAACACGUCAGGAAAUCUGAUAUAAUAACCAGUUGGAAUAUUAUCUAUUUAUUAGAAGGUAUUGUAUAGUUUAUCAAAGAAUAUUAUAUUGGGAAUGAUAAUCACAGUAAAAUUUUUUUGUUCUUAAUCAAAAAUUAUUAUUCAUUUCUUAAGAAUCAAAAUAAAAAAAUAUUAAUUUAAAUAUGGUAAGCAGUUACCUGAUGAAAAAUUUAGGCCACAUUAGGAUUACGUGAGAUCUUUUUCACUAUAAUAACGAUUAAGUAUACUUACUCUAACUUUGUGAAACAUUUUAUGUUUUGACAAUGUCCACAAUCGUUCAAAAUUGUAAAAUAACUUAUUUUAACUUCAAAAUGGAUUUUAUUAAUACAUUAGAGUUUUCAUUUUUGAAAAUAAUGUGUCAUUUUUAAUAUUAACAUAAUAGUUAACUGAAAAAUUACAUGUUAGAUAGUAUUACACGUACGAUAUAAGCUUUACAUAAUAUUAUUGAUACCUAUUUAUUUAUUAUGACUUUUAAGCAUGAUUCAUUCAAUAUAAUAUAAUAAACCGUUAGGUUAGAUUAAGUUUUAUAUACGUUUUAUAGUGUCUGAAUUUUGAAAUAUAUAUAAAAAAAUACUGAUUAAGAAUUUGUCAAUUAUUUUCAUAUUUUCUUAUUAAUUUUAUAUUAUUACCUGGUUUCAUUUUUUGAUUAAAGUUAAUUUCUACCAAUUUUUAUGAUUACAAAUUUUUUUCAUUAACAUUUUAAUAUUUAAUCUUUGAUUAAGACAAACUACUUUUUAAUUUGCUUAAAUUGUAGUUGAGAGAAAAGUGUUCCACAAAAACUUAAUUUUAGACAUAAUAUUUUAUAAAAACUAAAUUUAUUUUAAAGCAUCCAGUUUUGUUUUUUUGUUUCUUCUUAAGAGGAAGCCCGCAUGUACCUAUUGUCUCUGUCUUAAAUACACACAAAUAGCAAAUUUUCGUUCGGAGGGAUCAAUUUUAUGCUACUGGCUUUAAUAUCAGAGUCAAUUUAACCAUUUUAAACAUUAAAGGUAAUCAUAUUAUCCAGAAUUAUUAACCAAACCAAUAAGUAAUCAGAUGAGUAUAGCUCUUUUACCUAUAGGUGCCUACUUUUAAACCACCUUUUUAAAGGUUACCUAAA